Branchiostoma floridae (Florida lancelet) is the source of this 1027-nucleotide messenger RNA. RefSeq names its product spore coat protein SP87-like. The coding region runs from base 107 to 1027 and encodes 306 amino acids. The record is from RefSeq and is a predicted model, not a curated record. Lineage: Eukaryota; Metazoa; Chordata; Leptocardii; Amphioxiformes; Branchiostomatidae. The transcript has 7 exons.
GUGUAAUAUCCGGCAUGUACUAACUGCCACAGUCAAAUACAGGAGAAUCUCAGCCGCCGCCCCAGAAUCCGACUCGAGGUGAAGAAGAGAACAACGCCAGUCCAAGAUGGAGGGUCGAUGUUUUCUUCUCCUUCUGUUCCUGGUUGUGCCGGCAUUGACCGAUGACCCCUGUAUUUGUCCCGAUGGGUUUGAGGCCAUUGACGGGACUUGCUACUAUUUCUCGAACGAUAAGAAAGAAAUAGACGAGGCGAAGUGGGACUGUGAAUACCUAGGUGGCUCCCUGGCCACCUUUGACGACUGUGAAACGUUGGGAGAGGUUACAUCAAGUGCCGAGCCUUGUCCGUACUGGAUCAACCCUCAGACUUCUGCUGACUGUGUGGAGGAAUACCCACCGGACUACUACUACAAGUACAUUUGCCAGAUUCCUAAAGAGACGGAAUGUGAACUAUACUGUAAUGGCAAGUGUUGGAAGGAAGGCAUGCUGGGCUGUAGUGGGCCGGCCGGCCGGCGGGCUCCUUCGGACUCCCAGUGCACCUGUCCAGAAGGCGAGUUUUGCUGUGUACCACCUGAUGAGCCUUCAUGCGCAAUGAAUUGUUCAGGAAAAUGUCUGCAGCCUGACCCAGAUAUGGACAACGAAGGCUGUAGCGGAAAAUGGGAGGAUGCCGACACGUGUCCCUGCCCAUACGGAACGCGCUGCUGUUGCAAAAAAGAAAUACCAUGUGAAGUAGACUGUACCGGCACGUGCCGUGAUCCCACCGAACUGUUCCAGUGUUUUGGAGACUUCGAGUGGGCCCCCGAAGGGGAUGAUUGUGCCUGUCCGACGGAAGGCGAUCGUUGCUGUGUGCCAAAAAAGACGAACAACUGUGGAUCAGACUGUCACGGAGAGUGUCGGUAUAGUGAGGAAGGCUGUGAUGGGAACUGGAUGCCUCCCGAGCAGUGCUACUGUGACGACGGCAGGGAAUGCUGUUGUAAAGAAGGUACUUAUCAGGAAUGCCCCAACCACGAUAAGCAAUGUUGGCGUGGUUGA